AUGGUAGUUAGGUACCGCCAGACUCUCUUUGCACUAUCGAAGCAGGGCGGUCUUUUGAAGACAGAGCUCCCGAAAAUAGCUACCACCGACUCCAUGCAAGGCAAGGAGUCGAAAGUCAGUAUAUAUGAUUGGAUCGUCACUUCGGCAAAUCUGUUUGCUGACAUGGGUUUAACCAUUGACAGCAACCGCGGCAAUGUCGGAAUGAGCCGCAUGACAGAGGUGAUGAAUGUCGUUACCUGCAAUUGCCCAACAGAAGAGGAGGUCUUUCAAGGAAUCGAACCUGCAGGAAGAAUAAAGAAUUGCGUUAAAAAAGCUGAAGUCACUGAGGAAGUGGCAUGGUUACACACCUAUGCACUACCAAUAGCUGUGCUAUACACAAGAUAG
Molecule: messenger RNA, 384 nt
Organism: Aspergillus niger
Lineage: Eukaryota; Fungi; Ascomycota; Eurotiomycetes; Eurotiales; Aspergillaceae
Exons: 4
Coding region: 1-384 (127 amino acids)
Source: RefSeq, a predicted model, not a curated record